CUCUAAUCAUCACAGCUACCUUCUGUCAACACACUCUGCUUCACAGCAAACCUCUCUGGCUGCACCUCGCACAGCUCCUGCCUGUCAUCUUCACCACAACGAAGGCUUUCUUUUUUCUCGCGCUUGUGUCAUCUUGACCAAAGAGGAUCUCAACAAUGUCCAGCAUCAUGAAAGUGUUUCUGCUCCUGGCUGUCAUGUUCUGCAUCUCCCAAGCCCAACACAACGAAACAGGACAGCAGUGUCUGUGUCGGCGUGUCAGGAACGCUGUCGGCUCAAAGGAUGAAAUAAAGGACAUCCAGAUCUACCCGGCAACCAUCUUCUGUGACAAAGUGGAGAUUGUUGUCACCAACAACAACGGCUAUCGCUAUUGCCUGAACCCCAGGAUGAAAGCAAUGAAAAAUGUCCUGGUCAACAUCAUCGGCAGACAGAGAACCUCCACACCCAGACCCGCUGACUUCAGCUCCACCCCAGGCAGCUCCAGCACAGCCCGCAUCUGACUCUCUCUUUAGUGCCUGGAUCAACAAAGAGCUCGUAUGACCUCUGACCCCCAACAAAAGCACCUUCAACGAAUGUAAAUGUGAAACGAAUGAAACUUUUUUGUCUAUUUAUCACCUAUUUAUACUGAUGUGCACUUAGUAUAUCUUUUCUUUCCUUCGACUUGUUUUUAUAAAGAGGCUUAUGUGUGUAUGUAAACCAAGUUUUUAUGCAUUUUUGUUUUUUAUAAUAAAAAAAAUCAAGGAAA
This is a messenger RNA of Chelmon rostratus (copperband butterflyfish), 742 nucleotides long. Its product is annotated as C-X-C motif chemokine 10-like. Lineage: Eukaryota; Metazoa; Chordata; Actinopteri; Chaetodontiformes; Chaetodontidae. The record is from RefSeq and is a predicted model, not a curated record. The transcript has 4 exons. Bases 156 to 497 code for a protein of 113 amino acids. Gene Ontology annotation, cellular component: extracellular region. Gene Ontology annotation, biological process: cellular response to lipopolysaccharide; neutrophil chemotaxis; chemokine-mediated signaling pathway. Gene Ontology annotation, molecular function: CXCR chemokine receptor binding; chemokine activity.